GAAAGGGGGGAGGGUUGGCAUUUUUUCCUUCCCAGCGGAAGGAGACGGAUCGAGAAGCAGCGUGUUGUUGCGCUCAGGCACCAGAAUGAGAGCUUUGGAAUCGUAGCUCCACCGAGCCUGAACCAGUGAAGAAUGGAGCCGAGAAUUAUAUUAGUUACAUUAUAACCAGCUAGAACGCACAUAAUUGUAACAAUCCUUAAAUUCCGAACGUGGAAAAGGACAGACAUGCAACCCCUACGCUGAAGAGGAGCGGCAGGGGCAAGAAAAAGGGGGAAAGAUGGGCGCCGUGCUACGGAGUCUGUUGUUGUGUAGUUUUUGUUUGCUAAUACGGGGAGCUCCCCUGCUCCUGUAUGCCAACCGACGGGACCUGCGGCUGGUGGAUGCGUCGCAGGCCCGUGCCAACGCCACGGUGGUUGUCAGCGGCCUGGAGGACGCGGCGGCGGUGGAUUACGUCUACAGCCAGGGCCUGAUCUACUGGAGCGACGUGAGCGAGGAGGCCAUCAAGCGCACCGUCUUCAACCACUCGGGGGGCGCCAGCAGCCCCAGCGGCGUCCAGGCCACCGUGGUCUCGGGCCUGGCCUCCCCCGACGGCCUGGCCUGCGACUGGUUAGGGAAGAAGCUGUAUUGGACAGACUCGGAAACAAAUCGGAUAGAGGUGGCCGAGCUGGACGGCUCGCUGCGGAAAGUGCUCUUCUGGCAGGACCUGGAUCAGCCCAGGGCCAUCGCCCUGGAUCCAGAGAGAGGAUACAUGUACUGGACAGACUGGGGCGAGAUCCCAAAGAUCGAGCGGGCCGGGAUGGACGGUACGAGUCGGCAGAUGAUCAUCGACAGUGACAUCUACUGGCCCAACGGACUGACCCUUGACUAUGAUGAGAAGAAGCUCUACUGGGCUGACGCCAAGUUCAACUUCAUCCACCGGUCCAGCCUUGAUGGAACCUCAAGGGAAGUGGUUGUCGGAGGUGAGCUGCCACACCCCUUUGCGCUGACGCUGUUUGAGGGCACGCUCUUCUGGACGGACUGGACGACGCAUUCGGUGCACUCCUGCAACAAACACACGGGAGACGACCGCCGGGAGAUCCACUCCAACAUUUUCUCCCCCAUGGACAUCCACGUCUUUAGCCAAAAGAGGCAACCGACAGUGCCAACCCCCUGCUCGGUGAAGAACGGAGGUUGCUCCCACCUGUGCCUGCUCUCUCCCAUCAAGCCCUUCUACCAGUGUGCCUGCCCCACCGGAGUCCAGCUACUGGACAACAAGAAGAAGUGUAGAGAUGGUGCCACCCAACUCCUCCUCCUGGCACGGCGCACCGACCUGCGGCAAAUCUCCUUGGACACGCCAGACUUCACCGACAUCAUCAUGCCCGCUGAGGACAUCCGUCAUGCCAUCGCCAUCGACUACGACCCUAUCGAGGGCUAUGUGUACUGGACGGACGACGAGGUGCGCGCUAUUCGCCGUUCCUUCCUGGACGGCAGCGACGCGCAGCUGGUGGUCACCUCGCAGGUGAGCCACCCGGACGGGAUCGCCGUGGACUGGGUCGCCCGCAACCUCUACUGGACUGACACCGGCACCGACCGGAUCGAGGUGACCCGUCUGAAUGGCACCAUGCGCAAGAUCCUGAUCUCGGAAGACCUGGAUGAGCCGAGAGCCAUUGUGCUGGAUCCAGUGGCAGGGUACAUGUACUGGACCGACUGGGGUGAGAUCCCGAAAAUCGAGCGGGCGGCCUUAGACGGUACGGAGCGGGUGGUGAUGGUCAACACCUCCUUGGGCUGGCCCAAUGGCUUGGCGCUGGACUACGACGAGAAGAAGGUGUACUGGGGCGACGCCAAGACGGACAAGAUUGAGGUGAUGAACAUGGAUGGCAGUGGCCGGCGGAUCCUGGUGGAGGACAAGCUGCCGCACAUCUUCGGCUUCACGCUGCUGGGCGACUGGAUCUACUGGACGGACUGGCAGCGGCGCAGCAUUGAGCGCGUGCAGAAGCACACGGAGCGCGAGACCAUCAUCGACCAGCUGCCCGACCUCAUGGGCCUCAAAGCCACCUAUGUGCACGAGACCUUCGGUACGAACGCGUGCGCUGACAACAACGGCGGCUGCAGCCACCUGUGUCUGUACCGUCCGCAGGGCGUGGCGUGCGCCUGUCCCAUCGGCCUGGAGCUCAUCGCCGACAUGAGCACGUGCAUCGUGCCCGAGGCCUUCCUGCUCUUCUCGCGCCACACCGACAUCCGCCGCAUCUCCCUGGAGACCAACAACAACAACGUGGCCAUCCCACUCACCGGCGUCAAGGAGGCCUCGGCCCUGGACUUCGACGUCACCGACAACCGUAUCUACUGGACCGACAUCACGCUCAAGACUAUCAGCCGGGCGUUCAUGAAUGGCAGCUCCCUGGAGCAUGUGGUGGAGUUCGGGCUGGAUUACCCAGAAGGCAUGGCGGUGGACUGGCUGGGGAAGAACCUGUACUGGGCCGACACCGGAACUAACCGCAUUGAGGUGGCCAAGCUGGACGGGCAGCACCGGCAGGUCUUGGUGUGGAAGGACUUGGACAGUCCAAGGGCCCUCGCUCUGGAUCCAGCAGAGGGAUUCAUGUACUGGACAGAGUGGGGCGGCAGGCCUAAGAUUGACCGGGCAGCCAUGGACGGCACCGGCCGCAUCACCCUAGUGGCCAACGUGGGCCGGGCCAACGGGCUCACCAUCGACUACGCCGAGCGCCGCCUGUACUGGACCGACCUGGACACUACGCUCAUCGAGUCAUCUAAUAUGCUUGGUGGCGAUCGGGAAGUCAUUGCGGAGGACCUGCCUCACCCGUUUGGGCUCACCCAGUAUCAGGACUACAUCUACUGGACCGACUGGAGCCUGCGCAGCAUCGAGCGGGCCAACAAGACGAGCGGGCAGAACCGCACGGUGAUCCAGGGCCACCUGGACUACGUGAUGGACAUCCUGGUGUACCACUCGUCGCGACAGGGCGGCUGGAACGCGUGCGCCUCCACCAACGGCCACUGCUCGCACCUGUGCCUGGCCGUGCCGGUCAGCAGCUACGUGUGCGGCUGCCCCGCACACUACUCACUCAACUACGACAACAAGACUUGCAGUGCCCCGACCUCCUUCCUCCUCUUCAGCCAGAAGACAGCCAUCAACCGCAUGGUGAUCGACGAGCAGCAGAGUCCCGACAUCAUCCUGCCCAUCCACAGCCUGAAGAACGUGCGCGCCAUCGACUACGACCCGCUGGAUAAGCACCUCUACUGGAUCGACUCCAAGCAGAACGUUAUCCGACGCGCCCAGGAGGACGGCAAUCAGAGCAUGACUGUGGUGUCCAACUCGCUGGGCGGGCCCAACCUGGGGCUGCAGCCGUAUGACCUGAGCAUCGACAUCUACAGCCGCUACAUCUACUGGACCAGCGAGGUGACCAACGUCAUCAACGUCACGCGCACCGACGGCACCCGCGUGGGCGUAGUGUUCCGUGGCGAGCACGACAAGCCCCGCGCCAUCGUGGUCAACCCGGAGCGAGGAUACAUGUACUUCACCAACCUCCAGGAGCGAUCGCCUAAGAUCGAGCGGGCAGCGCUGGACGGCACUGAGCGUGAGGUUCUAUUCUUCAGCGGCCUGGUCAAGCCAGCUGCCCUCGCCAUCGACAACGAGGCGGGCAAGCUCUUCUGGGUGGACUCGGAGCUGCGGCGCAUCGAGAGCAGUGACCUAUCAGGAGCGAACCGGAUCGUGAUUGAGGACUCCAGCAUCCUGCAGCCGGUGGGGCUGACCGUCUUUGGCGACCACCUGUACUGGAUCGACCGGCAGCAGCAGAUGAUCGAGCGCAUCGACAAGACGACGCGCGAGGGCCGCACCAAGAUCCAGGCGCGUAUCGCCGCCCUCAGCGAUAUCCACGCCGUACAGGAGCUGGACAUGCGCGAAUACAGUAAGCACCCGUGUACGUCUGAGAAUGGCGGCUGCUCUCAUAUUUGCAUAGUGAAGGGAGAUGGGUCAACGCGCUGCUCCUGUCCCGUGCACCUCAUGCUGCUGCAGGAUGAGCUCACCUGUGGAGAGCCACCCACCUGUUCGCCGGAGCAGUUCCAGUGCAGGUCGGGCGAGGUGUACUGCAUCCCGCAGGCGUGGCGCUGCGACGGCUAUCCCGAGUGCGACGACGAGAGCGACGAGCAAGACUGCCCCGUGUGCUCCGAGAGCGAGUUCCAGUGCGACAGCCGCCAGUGUGUGGACCUAUCGCUGCGCUGCAACGGCGAGGUCAACUGCCAGGACAGCUCCGAUGAGGACAAGUGCGAAAUCCGCUGUGCUCCCGACCAGUUCAGUUGUGCCAACGGCCCGUGCAUCGGCAAACACAAGAAGUGUGACCACAACAUGGACUGCACAGACAACUCGGACGAGCUCGGAUGCUACCCUACAGAGGAGCCAUCGCCCCAGCCCUCCAACACCAUCAGCUCCAUCGUGGGGGUCGUCUUGGCGCUGUUUGUGGUUGGCGCCGUGUACUUUGUGUGCCAGCGGGUGCUGUGCCCGCAGAUGAAGGACGACGGCGAGACCAUGACCAACGACUUUGUGGUCCACGGACCCUCCUCCGUGCCCCUGGGAUAUGUGCCGCACCCAAGCUCGCUGUCGGGGUCACUACCGGGCAUGUCGCGAGGGAAGUCGCUGGUUGGGUCGCUAAGCAUCAUGGGUGGAAGCAGCGGCCCUCCGUACGACCGUGCCCACGUGACCGGCGCGUCGUCCAGCAGCUCCUCCAGCACCAAGGGCACUUACUUCCCUCCGAUCCUGAACCCUCCUCCCUCUCCAGCCACGGUGCGCUCUCAGUACACCAUGGAGUUUGGCUACUCGUCCAACAGCCCCUCCACUCACCGCUCAUACAGGGUCUAUAGCUAUCGCCACUUUGCCCCACCAACCACCCCAUGCAGCACAGACGUGUGCGACAGCGACUACACGCCGGGCCGCCGCGUCCCCCACCACCACCACCACCACCACCGGCCACCGGCCGGCGGCAGCACGGGCACCGCCGGCUCCGCCGCCUUCGCCAAGGGCUACGCCAGCGACCUCAACUACGACUCGGAGCCCUUCCCGCCGCCGCCGACACCGCGCAGCCAGUACAUGUCGGCCGAGGAGAACAACUGCGAGAGCUGCCCGCCCUCGCCGUACACGGAGCGGAGCUACUCUCACCACCUCUACCCCCCCGCCCCCCUCGCCCUGUACGGACUCUUCAUGAGCCACUCCGAACGCCAGCCCCGCUGCACUGCCGCCUCACUGUACAUAAUAACCCCCCCCCCCCCUUCCCCAAAAUGGUGCAUCUUCGGACUUUGGUUUCAAAGAAAGAGAAGGAUAAAGAGCACGUGAAAGGCGGGGUGAGUAAGAGACGAGCAUAAAUGGCGAGAAGUCAAGUGGACGGACCUGCCUAUCGGACUUGGUAGGAGAAUCCUGUACUGCUGAAUGGGAGCUAUGGAGAGGUCUUUCAUCCAAGAAACGUGUAGGUGGGCACACUUUGAGCGGGCAAGACAUUUGUACAUGUAAAGAGAGAGAAAAAAGAAAAACAAAAGCAUAUUUAUAUAUUUUCUAUACAGCGUUUAUUGGUUCUGCCAUAGAGGUUUGUAUUAAAAAAGAAAUUUGUACACUUUGUUUUUAUUUUUGUUUUUUUUUUAUUUGUAUUUUUUUUUCUUUUUUUCUUUCAACUUUUAUUUUUCAAAGAAAAAGUUUUAUGGAAUCCUCACACGAUAACGUUGCCUUAAUCCAUGAGAAAAACAAAAACAAAUUAAACUACCUUCUUUGGAGGCUGAAGGACUCAGAAGUGCACGAACAGAGAACAAAUCUAAAGAGCGAAUUGAGAGGGGAAAGCUAACAAAAACAAAAAAAGAGCUGUUUUUCUUUUUUCUUUUAAGUAGCCUUUCUGAUGCCAAAUACGACACACACCAAUGUGUAGAGGGAUGGAGGGAUGGGAGAGGUAAUGGAGGGGAGAGGGCGCCCUCUGGUGUUGCCAGGCCGCUCCUACACUGUGCCAUUCUGCAACAGCGGCAGCCAUUUUGUCAGCAGGGUUGCUGUGUGAUGCAACCAGUAGCCGGGCAAGCUGACGCUCAAUCACCAAGUGUCAGAGAGGGAGAGAUGAACGUUUUUUUUUUGUUUGUUUGUUUUUAACGUGUCUUUUUACGUUUUAGAUGAUUUUAGUCACUUUCCCUCAUGAGCCAUAAGCUGUUCUUUUU
This is a messenger RNA of Alosa sapidissima (American shad), 6174 nucleotides long. RefSeq names its product low density lipoprotein receptor-related protein 6 (gene lrp6). NCBI's taxonomy places the organism in Eukaryota, Metazoa, Chordata, Actinopteri, Clupeiformes, Clupeidae. Gene Ontology annotation, molecular function: Wnt receptor activity; Wnt-protein binding. The record is from RefSeq and is a predicted model, not a curated record. Gene Ontology annotation, biological process: canonical Wnt signaling pathway; receptor-mediated endocytosis involved in cholesterol transport; Wnt signaling pathway involved in somitogenesis.